AUGGAUCCUGGUGGGAUUUCACUUCCUCCCAAUGGCGAAGACUCAGUCACAAUCACCGUCAAAUCGCCCAUGGGUGGACCCGAUCUUCUUUUUCAACUUUGGAAAGAUGCAAAAGUGGCCGAAUUGAAAACAAAUGUCAGCGAGAAGAUAGGUGUCAUUACGGAGAAGUUCGCCCUGAUGCACAAAGCAAUCGAACUCAAAGAAGACGAAUGGCCAAUUGCUCAAUAUGGAAUUACAGAUGAAAAACCGAUUACGGAGAAAGAAUUGCGUCUCUACUUUCCCUGUGCUGAAACUGAAGCCGAAUUGGAGAUUGUUCGUCACGAUCUCUACCUAGCACCACAAAAUAUGCAACAAGUGAACGAAGUUCGCGCUAAAUUUGACUUGAUGGCAAGGGUGCGAUGCAAGAUUUGCAGCAAGAAGCUGCAGCUUCGUGAACAAGAGCAAAAAUGUGCUUGUGAACGUGCCUUUUGCGUGAAACAUCGUCAGCCGGAGUCACAUCAUUGCCCUGUCGAUUUCAAGAAUCAAGGUCGAGUCAAGAUUCACAAGGAAAAUCCAAAGAUUUGCGGUGGUGGAGCCCACAAAGGAAAAGUUGAA
This is a messenger RNA of Mesorhabditis belari, 594 nucleotides long. NCBI's taxonomy places the organism in Eukaryota, Metazoa, Nematoda, Chromadorea, Rhabditida, Rhabditidae. The record is from the annotation of a GenBank genome assembly.